CUCCUCCUCGAAUAUGAGCAAGCUGAAGAGAGCAAAAGAGAUAGAGAGGGGGAGGGAGUUAAAUAAGAGUGAGAGCGAGAUCGAUGGCUCUCCAAUCCUUCCUCCAACUAUUUCUAACAAGCCAAUUCGUCGACUGCUCGAGGGUCGUCGACGCGCGCCUGAAAAAGUCGCCUGUGGCUGCGAAGAUUCGAACGGUGAGCUACGAGGGGUUCCAGAUGCCGCUGCACUACCCGCGGUGCAAGAAAGAGGACUACAUGAAGAUGGAGGAGUGGAGGUUGGAUUUGUUGCUGAGGGAGUAUGGUUUGGUCUUUGAUGGGUCUCUUGAGGAGAAGAGAGAUUAUGCCAUGGGUGCCUUCUUAUGGCCUGAUCAACUUUAAAAACUGUGCUAGAACAUAUAUAUUAUAUGUAUUAUAUAUAUGUAUUAAUUAAUGUGAUGUGCUCAAUAAGUUUCUGGUGAUAGCUGGAGAAGGAGAUGAGCUUGGUACGUAUGUGUAAAUACGUAAGGCAUCUUAUAAUUAUCGGCAUAUAAACUUAUAUAGGUUGCAUGCAUGCUUUUUCUUUUUUUCUUUUUUUUGGUGUGCGUGAGAGGGGGACUAUAUAUAAAUCAAUAAUAUUCUAGUUUCUUUCUCGGUC
Molecule: messenger RNA, 633 nt
Organism: Ananas comosus (pineapple)
Lineage: Eukaryota; Viridiplantae; Streptophyta; Magnoliopsida; Poales; Bromeliaceae
Exons: 1
Coding region: 84-377 (97 amino acids)
Source: RefSeq, a predicted model, not a curated record